AUGGUUGAAGUUUACGAGUAUCACCUCAGGCCGACGGCCUUGGUUCCCAAUUCCCCUCAGCCCCUCUUAUUUUAUAAGGGACUGAUGUCCGAAGCCCAUCGUGCCCCGGCGAAGAUUCACGAUCUGUUCGACAAGAACGAAUGGGAGACCCAAUGGAUAUUUCGCUAUGGGCCGACUCAAGAAUCUCACUAUCAUUCCUCCAUCCACGAGUGCAUGGCUGUUUUGUCUGGCAGCGCAACGAUUCGAUUCGGUGUCGCAGACACUGACAACGACCUUGAAAGGAGUACCUGGGGCGGUGCGAAGGAAGACGGCGGAGUCGAGAUCGAAGCCCAAGCCGGCGAUGUUUUUGUGAUCCCGGCUGGUGUAGCGCACAAGACGUACAACACUAGCCCAGGUGCUCCCUUUUCCUUACUCACCCCUGGGACGGGACGUGGAAUACACGCCGACAACGUCAAAGAGGCUUUGGAGAAGAUCCAGCUUUCAGGAUACACCAUGAUGGGCGCAUACCCCAAGAAUUGUGGUGACUGGGAUUUCUCGGUGGGUGGUGAUGAUGUUGGGAACUUCGAGCGGAGUUGGACAGUCCCGAAGCCUGAGAAAGACCCUUUUCUAGGUAGCGCACCUGAGGGUCUAUGCGGAGAGUGGAGGUCGAUUUCGUCUUCCACGCUUGGAAGGAAACGCGCUGGUGCAAAGCAAUAG
Molecule: messenger RNA, 696 nt
Organism: Capronia coronata CBS 617.96
Lineage: Eukaryota; Fungi; Ascomycota; Eurotiomycetes; Chaetothyriales; Herpotrichiellaceae
Exons: 1
Coding region: 1-696 (231 amino acids)
Source: RefSeq, a predicted model, not a curated record